AUGGCUUUGAGUAAAUCCGAAGAAAGCGUUGCAGUCGAACUUGAAAACGUACCUACAGACUCUAUUGCGAUUACCGAUGACGACUAUCGCCUCAAGAUCCACACGAAACUAGCCAUCAUCGCGCUGGCUAUCGCUUAUACUUGCUCAUCUGUUGCUAGUAUUGGGCCUGGAACUACGAUAUCUCAAGUUACCAGCGACCUUGGAGACCAGAAAGUGCAGUCCUGGAUCGCUAAUGUCAUUCUUUUGCCACAAGUUGGGUUCCAUCCAGUCUGGGGCCAACUGUCCGAUCGGUUUGGAAAGAAAUGGUUUAUCGUCGCUGGAUGCGCCUUUGGGAUUAUCGGAAGCGUUGUUGCCGGUAGCGCUACCAAAACUACAGUUGUCAUCGGCGCACAGGCUUUAAAUGGGCUAGGGUGCAGUCUUGUUCUCCUUGGAAUCCCAGCAGGCCUUGAGAUCACCCCUGCUAAGUAUCGAGCUUACACCAUGGCGGUUAUGAUCAUAAUUAAUAAUGUGCUAGUUAUCGCUACACAGUUGUCAGCGGGCGCUUUUGCAAAUAUGCCACCUGAUGGCUGGCGCUGGGUGUACCACUACAGUACUAUUUUUUGGGGCUUGGGUGGUCUAGGAGCGGCUUUUUUCUACCAUCCGCCGCCCACUCGGCUCCGGAGAGAGAGUACAGUAGCUGACGAAUUUAGAUCAAUUGAUUUUGCAGGAAUAGCACUUCUUCUUUCCGGAGUAGUGCUUCUGGUCACUGCUCUUACUUGGGGUGGCAACUCGUACCCAUGGAAAAGUGUUCAGGUCUUGCCUACUCUGAUUAUAGGCUCUGCUCUUCUAAUUGCGUUCUGUUUAUGGGGUAUGUUCAUCCCCUGGCCAUUCUACCUAUCUUUAUUUAUGAAGGAUACAGAGGCAUUCGGCACUCGGCAUGGGAUAAUUGAUAGCCGGUUUCUUGAGACGCGAAAUUUUCUCCUUCUCCUUGCCACUGUGUUCGUGGAUGGAGCCCUUCUCUAUGGUAUUAGCACAUACUUCCCUAUUGAAGUUAAUGCUAUUUUUUCCGACAAUCCGUUUCAAACGAAUAUCAAUUUGCUUCCAUAUACGUUACCACUCAUGCUAGGUUGUAUCGUACCUGCAUAUAUACUAGCGGGAAAAGGCCAUUACAGAACCUAUUUGACCGGCUCACUCGUAGUGAUCUCAAUCUUCUGUGGCCUGCUAACUUUAGUUACCCCAUCAAGACAUGCGAUGGCUCUUGUCUUUCUUGGAAUUAUCGGAUUCGGAAGUGGUGGCCCUUCAAUGCUCCCAGUGGUACUAGUAUCGUACUCGGUACCUGAGUUCCUACUGGGGACUGCUUCGACUGUUAUGACAUCGACUAGAGCGCUGGGAGGGAUUAUUGGGAUAACAAUAUUCACCGCCAUCUAUUCUAAUGCACUCUCAACAAAACUUCCUACUGCUGUUGCGGAAGCGGCUAUUGAGGCUGGCUUGCCAAAUUCGUCGCUUGCCGAGUUCUUACCAGCAUUUUUAGAGAAGGAUGCGAACCUUUUGACAUCCAUCAGUGGAGUGACAACACAAGUAUUAGUUGCUUGCACAAACGCUGCCAAAUCUGCCUCAGCAGUUUCGUUUCAAAAUGUAUGGUUCGUUAAUAUGGCAUUCGGUUUGCUGGCCGCGAUACUGAGCAUGUUUCUCCUGUCUGUGAAACACCGUAUGACAAAUCAUAUUGAGAGUGCUUUAGAACCUGGGAAACUGCGCGACGCGCAGUUUCAGAUUUCCGCUGACGUCGCCGACAAGCCAGUUACUGUGGUCAGGCCUAGUAGUGAGCGUAGUAUGGUCUAA
Molecule: messenger RNA, 1818 nt
Organism: Talaromyces proteolyticus
Lineage: Eukaryota; Fungi; Ascomycota; Eurotiomycetes; Eurotiales; Trichocomaceae
Product: major facilitator superfamily domain-containing protein
Exons: 8
Coding region: 1-1818 (605 amino acids)
Biological process (GO): transmembrane transport
Molecular function (GO): transmembrane transporter activity
Source: RefSeq, a predicted model, not a curated record